Pieris napi is the source of this 2333-nucleotide messenger RNA. Its product is annotated as pro-epidermal growth factor-like. The transcript has a single exon. Lineage: Eukaryota; Metazoa; Arthropoda; Insecta; Lepidoptera; Pieridae. Gene Ontology annotation, biological process: epidermal growth factor receptor signaling pathway. The record is from RefSeq and is a predicted model, not a curated record. Bases 3 to 665 code for a protein of 220 amino acids. Gene Ontology annotation, molecular function: receptor ligand activity; epidermal growth factor receptor binding.
GGAUGCGAGCGAAGGGUUCGAGUUCGAAAUUCGAAAGCGGUCAUGUCAUCGCCUCUCGGAUUUCGUAUAAGUCACCGUCCAAUGUCAAAAUCGUGUAUUUACCGCGAGCGCCGAGCGUCCGGAGCGAGCGGACAAUGCAGUCUUUGGUAGUAUGGUGGGCGGUGGUGUCUGCAGCUUGGGCGCUGGCGGGCGCCUGCUCGAGCUCCAUCUCGAAGAGGCCCGCGAGGCCUGCGAGGCCGCAGCGCCCGCCGCCGCAGCCGCAACCGCAGCCGCGUCUCAACGUCACCUUCCCCAUCUUCAAGUGCGAGCCCGACUACUCGGAGUACUAUUGCCUCAACGGUGGAGUGUGCUUUACUGUAGUGAUCUCGGACAGUCCUAUCUAUAAUUGUGAGUGCCGAAACGGUUACGUGGGUCAGCGGUGCGAGUUCAAGGACUUGGAUAACUCGUAUGUGUUGACGAGCCGGCAGCUCAUGAUGGAGACGGCGUCGAUCGCCGGCGGCGCGACUGUGGCCGUGUUCCUUGCGAUUCUAGUCUGCUUCGGGGCGUGGGUGCGGCUGCACCGGCGGGGCAAAGCGCCUCCGUCGGCAGAGCGUGGCCUGGUGCACCUGGUGGCUGUAGCGACGCCCCGGGGUCAGCUGCCGGUCUGCACUGCCCCCACUCUAUAGACAUUCUGUUCAUACAUGUACAUAUAGUUAGAUUAUGUGUUAAGUUAUGUGGAUCGAACGGGAGUAAGAAAAUUUAUGUGAUAAUUAAUUUACGAAGCAUAUAAUUUAUUUCUGAGGAAUUUCUUUUGUAUAUACCGAAACUGAAGUUGAGAGUUGUCAAAUUUCAGUUCCUUCAGCUGUGUUUGUGAAUAAUGUGUACAUGGUUCUGUUUAAUGUUGUAUGUUGGACUAGUGAGAUGGGCAAUGACCAUGUCCCUAUAUGCUACUCGCUCGUAUUAGAAGUUGUUAUGUUGUAUUGUUGGGUUGUAUAACAGGUUAGAGAGUACUCACUCUGCUGAAACAAGAUAACAAAUCUCAUUCCAUGUAGUAAUAUAUUGUUUCUUAUAAGAAUUCAGUUUAAUAUGUCCAUCAUAGUAAUGAUUGUUUGAGCAGAGUGAUAACACUUGCUACCUGAUUCCACUGCAUGUUAUUGUUUUGUAUUGUAGUAAAUGUUUAGUAAAUGGGCCUUAUUGUAAAGUCUGCAGAGCAUUUAUACUCAAAUAGAUAAAUCUAUGUCCCAGUAUAAAAACACCUUUGUAUAUUGCAAAGGUGAUCAUUUGUAUGAGUCUCUGGGCCACUUAUAUUGGUAAAUCAAUAUUGUAUUUAUUACUUGUUGUGUUGUGAUGAAGUUGGAUACUUGUGAGGCAGCGAGUAGCUCAGUUCCUAUUGCUGUAGCACAUUCCAUCGCACGGUUAGAGUAUAUUACUGGUGUCAGUAUUAUUUUGUAAUACAUGUUAAGCCGGCAGCUUUACUUUAUUUUUUAAUUUAUACCUGAUAUCCCACUGGGAUAGAGCUGUAUUAUAUUCGUUUAAUGAUGGAGACCAGCCCUUGUGAGAAGGCUUCUUGUAAAUAUAGCCCCUGUAGGUAUUUAUUAGAUAUUUAUAAACAUUUAUUUAUUGACUGCUUUAUUUAGUUAAAAUUCAUUGAUCAGCCGCACGGAUUUGCCAUGUUAACGGUUACAUCCAUUAAACCUUGCUAAGCACGGCCUCGCAAUCAUAUGUCCUAUGUAAUCUCAUUGUGAAUCUCAGUAAUAAUAAUAAUUGUAAAAAUUGUAUAACAUUGGAUGGUGUCUUAAAUGUCACUCCUCACUGUCAAUUGCCAGUCUGUCCGUUUUGCUUCUAGCUAAUUUUAAACCGCAACAACUAAAAAUUCACUAUCUGUAUAUUGUAUAGUAAUUUAUUAUAAAUGAAAUAUAGAAUUUGAAGUAAUCAUUUAUUGUCAAUAAUAUUCUAUUGUAAAAUUUCUUAAUUGUAUUUAUUGUCUUUGUAUAAUGGUGGCUUGACUGAGGGGAUGACACAAAAAUAUAGUAAAUUUGUUAAUGGGCUGUGACAGCAGUACAGGGUCUGAUAAAUUGGUGUAUUUUAUUCUAGACCACUCUACCAUUGUAUGGCUUUCAUGUGUUGACAAAUUAUAGGACCAAUCUAUCAGAGUCUGUAUAAAAAAUUGUCUUGUGUACCAUGCUGUAUUGUCAAUUCCUAAGAGAUUGUUUAUAUAAACAUUCCAAAGUAUAUGUAAAAUAUUACCUACAUCGCUAAUAAUUUUGAAAUAUCUGUUAAGAUGCUACAUUGUUAAUUAUACAGUUUUCUAUUGAUCAUUUGUUAAAAGAAAAUUAUACGAAACUAAAUCUUUA